Molecule: messenger RNA, 672 nt
Organism: Recurvomyces mirabilis
Lineage: Eukaryota; Fungi; Ascomycota; Dothideomycetes; Mycosphaerellales; Teratosphaeriaceae
Exons: 1
Coding region: 1-672 (223 amino acids)
Source: RefSeq, a predicted model, not a curated record
AUGGCCUCUCUUCUCCCAUCAGUACCCCGUGGUACUUUCGCCCUCACAUCCAAGCAAUUUCGCCGCAAUGCCUCAACAUCCGUCUCGACCACAAAACCUACUCACCAACUCAACCUCUUCAAACCGCCUACCUCAAUAAUAAGACCCUGGAAAUGCAUAACAGGAGCCCAAGAAUGGCAAACCAGCACCUACCACUUCAACAAACAGACUCAAAAGACCCUCCCUACCGCCGCCAACACAGCUGACAAAUUACUGCGUGACUACGCCACCAUGAUCAAGUCUCGCGGCCUGGGAUCUACAGGCUCAAGCAGUACCGCUCGCAGUGCAGUCGCGGCUCGGAGAAGGAAUUUCGAGAAGAUGUAUGUGAGCGGUACGACGACGAAGGAUUACGGGGAUAGAGUGGUGGUCAAGGCGUAUAUGUUUGAUGCUGUGGAGGCCGAGGCCGAGGAGAAGAAGAGGAGGUUGGCCGAGAUGAAGGAGAGGAAUGCGGCUAGGCGGAAGGGUGGACCGGGUGGUAGUGCAGGGGGGGCGAGGAGGAGAGCGCCUGGUUCUGGUGGUGCGGGCGGGGCGGCAGGCGUGAGAAGGGGACCGCCUAUGGCUGGCAAUGCGGGUGCAGGUGUGAGGAGAUUCACUCCUGGUGCUGGAGUUCGGAGGACUGGGCCUGGUCCUUAA